Molecule: messenger RNA, 1506 nt
Organism: Aspergillus puulaauensis
Lineage: Eukaryota; Fungi; Ascomycota; Eurotiomycetes; Eurotiales; Aspergillaceae
Product: MFS transporter
Exons: 1
Coding region: 1-1506 (501 amino acids)
Biological process (GO): transmembrane transport
Cellular component (GO): membrane
Molecular function (GO): transmembrane transporter activity
Source: RefSeq, a predicted model, not a curated record
AUGGAGAAGCUCAAGGACCCCGAGAUAGGGGAAACAUCGAACGAGCCCUCGGAGAAUCUCAACCAACCGCAAGACACAAAUGCCAACCCCGAGGAUGAGCUGCUGGUAGACUGGGAUGGACCAGACGAUCCCAACUGUCCAUUCAACUGGUCCCUCCCCAAGCGAUGGGCUAUCACAUUGCUCUGCUCCAUGGGAGGAAUGGUAACCCUGAUGAGUGCAUCCAUGCUCGCACCAGCCCUAGGCGACAUCGCCGCAGACUUGAACAUCAGCCACAGCGAAGCCAACAUGGUAGUUUCGAUCUUCGUGCUUGCAUUCGCCUUUGGCCCGAUGGCGCUGGCUCCCCUGGCUGAAGUGUUCGGUCGCCGAUGGGUGUGGAUUCUAUCAUCUGCCUGGUAUGUCCUGUGGAAUACCGUCUGCGGGUUCUCUCGCACCAAGGGUCUUUUACUGGCUGGUCGCAUCUUGAGUGGCCUGGGAGGCAGUGUGGUGUUUGCAACUGGGACUCCGGUUCUGGCGGACUGCUGGCGUGCUGAGCAGCGUGGCCAGUCGUUUGCAAUUGGGACGUUUGUGCCGUUGUUGGGACCGGCCGUAGGCCCUAUACUCGGCGGCGUCAUUACAGAGAGGAUUGGAUGGCGGUGGCUCUUUUGGGUUCUCUCCAUUUUUGACGCUGCUCUCAUUAUCUAUGGGUAUUUCUUCUUUCCAGAGACAUAUCGGCGUCUGCUCCUCCAUCGAAAGGCCGUCAAACUGCAGAAGGAGACGGGCAGGUCUUUCCACAUCAAGUCAGACAUCCACAGCCAACCUCUAUCCAAGAAGCUCUGCUAUAGCAUUGCGCGCCCGUGCUGGAUGUUGGCUACUCAACCGACUAUCCAGAUCAUGGCCAUAUUUCUCGCCUACAACUACGGCGUCCUGUUCCUGGUCCUCACCAGCUUCGCCUCUCUCUGGACAGAUAAAUACCAUCAAUCAGUACAAGCGAGUGGCAUCCACUACGUCGCCAUCGUAAUCGGCUACACAAUCGCCUCUCAAGGGGGUGGUCACACCACCGACUGGCUGUGGAAGUACCUAACACACAAACGCGGAGAAACCGCACCGGAAUACCGAAUCAUAUUAAUGGCGCCGGGGACAAUUCUCCUUAUAGCCGGUGUUUUCUGGUGCGGGUGGGCAGCGGAGGCAAUGGCGCCGUGGAUUGUGGUUGACAUCGGGGCAGCGGUGUUUGGCUGUGGGGUUAUUUUAAGUACGCAGGCGAUGCAGCAGUAUGUGAUUGAAUCGUACAAGGAGUAUGUUGCGUCGGCGAAUGCAUCGAGCCAGUUCCUGAGGAGUAUCUUUGGGUUUUGUUUUCCGAUUUUUGCGCCUGCGCUGUAUGCCCGGCUUGGGUAUGGAUGGGGGAACAGCACGUUGGCGUUUAUCAUGAUUGGGUUUGGUUUGCCGGGGCCUUUUAUUAUUUGGAGAUUUGGUGCGAGGCUCAGAGAGAAGGGGAAGAAAAGGGCGGAGGGGAAGACAUUCCUGGCUUGA